Seriola aureovittata is the source of this 5880-nucleotide messenger RNA. RefSeq names its product NLR family CARD domain-containing protein 3-like. The transcript is spliced from 17 exons. The coding region runs from base 592 to 4698 and encodes 1368 amino acids. Lineage: Eukaryota; Metazoa; Chordata; Actinopteri; Carangiformes; Carangidae. The record is from RefSeq and is a predicted model, not a curated record. Gene Ontology annotation, molecular function: protein binding.
AGCACAGAAACAGCUGCUCUGAGCGUCUAAGGCUCUGUGUUGCUUCAACAUAUGACUGCAGCGCCUGGACUGGACACUGGCAGUCAGGAAGUAAUGAAACAGAACUAAAAGUGAUCCUGGGUAUUUUGAACUUGCUUCGUAGUACAGGCUUCAGGAUGUAUCCUGUUAUCCACGAUGCUCUAGCGCUGUCACAUGAUUUCUCAGAAAUGUUGAAGCCUUCCUCUUGUACAUAAUGUUUCACUGCACUUCCCCCUUUGACGGCAGCUGUGAACCCGCCCGCUGCUCACUGUUACUUUCUGUUUAGCUAACUAACGGUGAAACUGACGAAGCCGUCAGACUACACAGCAAGAGUCUCGCACUUUAAACUCCUGAAGAGUCACAUGUCCACAAGAGGGCACCAAAUCACCCUACAUGAGACCAGCACAGAGAUUAAAAUGAACUACUUCUGUUUACUUGGACUUUGAAGUUAUGAGGGUGUGACUCAUCCUCAGAUCAACUGCACGAGCAGCUUCUUCUCUGCAAAUGUUUCUUCUACACACGAAGGUGCAAAGUGUUUGUAAGUCGACCUGAAGUGAGUUCAGCAGGGAAAAGAUGGCGACACCUAAACAGUUCCUCUUGAUGACUUUGGAGGAUUUGGGAGCCGAGGACUUCAAGCAUUUUAAGUGGUUCCUGCAACAGAAAGAGGUCCUAGAAGGCUUCCCAUCAAUCCCGAGGACUCAACUGGAGAAUGCAGACAGGAUGGACACAGUGGAUCUAAUGGUCCAGACCUACUGUAUAAACACCAUUAAAGUCACCAGAAUGGUUCUGGUGAAGAUGAAUCAGAAUGAUCUAGUGGAACAUUUCACAGACAUCAUCUCAGUACCCACAGAGAUUCUCACUUACUGCCAACGUAAACUCAAAUCUAACCUGAAGAAGAAGUUCCAGUGUGUGUUUGAGGGGAUCUCUAAAGCAGGAAACCCAACCCUCCUGAAUCAGAUCUACACAGAGCUCUACAUCACAGAGGGAGGGACUGGAGAGGUCAAUGAUGAACAUGAGGUCAGACAGAUUGAAACAGCAUCCAGGAAACCAGUCAGACCAGAAACAACCAUCAGACAAGAAGACAUCUUUAAAGCCUCACCUGGAAGAGAUGGACCAAUCAGAACAGUGAUGACAAAGGGAGUGGCUGGCAUUGGGAAAACAGUCUUAACACAGAAGUUCACUCUGGACUGGGCUGAAGACAAAGCCAACCAGGACAUACAGUUCACAUUUCCAUUCAUCUUCAGAGAGCUGAAUGUGCUGAAAGAGAAAAAGUUCAGCUUGGUGGAACUUGUUCAUCACUUCUUUACUGAAACCAAAGAAGCAGGAAUCUGCAGGUUUGAUCAGUAUCAGGUCGUGUUCAUCUUUGACGGUCUGGAUGAGUGUAGACUUCCUCUGGACUUCCACAACACUGAGAUCCUGACUGAUGUUACAGAGUCCACCUCAGUGGACGUGCUGCUGACAAACCUCAUCAGGGGGAAACUGCUUCCCUCUGCUCGCCUCUGGAUAACCACACGACCUGCAGCAGCCAAUCAGAUCCCUCCUCAGUGUGUUGACAUAGUGACAGAGGUCAGAGGGUUCACUGACCCACAGAAGGAGGAGUACUUCAGGAAGAGGUUCAGAGAUGAGGAUCAGGCCAGCAGGAUCAUCUCCCACAUCAAGAGAUCACAAAGCCUCCACAUCAUGUGCCACAUCCCAGUCUUCUGCUGGAUCACUGCUACAGUUCUGAAGGAGGUGUUGAAAACCAGAAGGAGAGGAGAGCUGCCCAAGACCCUGACUGAGAUGUACAUCCACUUCCUGGUGGUUCAGUCCAAACUGAAGAACAUCAAGUAUGAUGGAAGAUCUGAGACAGAUCCACACUGGAGUCCAGAGAACAGGAAGAUGAUUGAGUCUCUGGGAAAACUGGCGUUUGAGCAGCUGCAGAAAGGAAACCUGAUCUUCUAUGAAUCAGACCUGACAGAGUGUGCCAUCGAUAUCAGAGCAGCCUCGGUGUACUCGGGAGUGUUCACACAGAUCUUUAAAGAGGAGAGAGGCCUGUACCAGGACAAGGUGUUCUGCUUCAUCCACCUGAGUGUUCAGGAGUUUCUGGCUGCUCUUCAUGUCCAUCUGACCUUCAUCAACACUGGAGUCAACCUGAUGUCAGAGCAGACAACAUCCCGGUGGACUAUACUGUUAAGACACAGAGAAACACAAUUGUACCAGAGUGUUGUUGACAAGGCCUUAGAGAGUCCAAAUGGACACCUGGACUUGUUCCUCCGCUUCCUCCUGGGUCUUUCACUGCAGACCAAUCGAACUCUCUUACAAGGCCUGAUGACACAGACAGGAAGUAGCUCAGAGACCAGUCAUAAAACAGCCCAGUACAUCAAGAAGAAGAUGAUUCAGAAUCUGUCUCCAGAGAAAAGCAUCAACCUGUUCCACUGUCUGAAUGAACUGAAUGAUUGUUCUCUAGUGCAGGAGAUCCAACAGUCCCUGAGAUCAGGAAGUCUCUCCACAGAUGAACUGUCUCCUGCUCAAUGGUCAGCUCUGGUCUUCAUCUUACUGUCAUCAGAAAAAGAUCUGUAUGUGUUUGACCUGAAGAAAUACUCUGCUUCAGAGGAGGCUCUUCUGAGGCUGCUGCCAGUGGUCAAAGCUUCCAACAAAGCUCUACUGAGUGGCUGUAAUCUGUCAGAGAGAAGCUGUAAAGCUCUGUCCUCAGUCCUCAGCUCCCAGUCCUCUAGUCUGAGAGACCUGGACCUGAGUAACAACGACCUGCACGAUUCAGGAGUGAAGCUGCUGUGUGCUGGACUGGAGAGUCCACACUGUACACUGGAAGGUCUCAGACUGAGUGGCUGUAAUCUGUCAGAGAGAAGCUGUGAAGCUCUGUCCUCAGUCCUCAGCUCAGCCUCUAGUCUGAGAGACCUGGACCUGAGUAACAACAACUUGCGGGAUUCAGGGGUGAAGCUGCUGUGUGCUGGACUGGAGAGUCCACACUGUACACUGGAAGGUCUCAGUCUGUCAGGCUGUCUGAUCACAGAGGAAGGCUGUGCUUCUCUGGCCUCAGCUCUGAGCUCCAACCCCUCCCAUCUGAGAGAGCUGGACCUGAGCUACAAUCAUCCAGGAGACUCAGGAGUGAAGCUGCUGUCUCUUGGACUGGAGGAUCCACACUGGAGACUGGACUCUCUCAGGGUUGGAAGAAACAGGGUGAUUAAAGCGUCCAGAGACAAAACCUUGAAUGUGCUGGGUGAUGCUGAAGAUGAUUCGUGCUCAGAGGAUCCGUCAUCAAUAAAUAAAGGUGACUCUGAUGUCAAACUGGACCUAAACACCGCAGAGACAAAGCUGGAUGUGUCUGAGGAUGACACAAAGCUGAUGAAGCCUCUAUCAAGGUUCAUGCCUAAACUGCAAGCUCAAUCUACACAAGUCUCAUACAGGUUCGGGUGUCCUGGUCCAGGUGGGUUCCGGUGCACAUCAACUGGACUGGUGUUUGUUAUGGCUCAGAAGGCGGAGCUGUUCUACAGGACUAUCCAAUGGGAUGAAGGACUUCUCAAAUUAGCUGGCAAGAUGGCUGCAGGGCCACUGUUCGAAAUCCAGGGUCCUGAGGAUGCUGUCUGUCAGCUCCACCUCCCACACUAUGAAACAAAGGAUGCUCUGUUCUCUGAAGACCUGCUGUGUGUCCUCCACUUCACUGAUGAUGGAAUGAGCAUCCUCGAACCGCUGGAGAUCACCGACACUCACGUUAUUAUCAAAGUCCCUCAUCUCUCUGCGUUUGGCGUAGUCCGGGUUUUGGAGGUUUUCAAGAGGAUUUGGAAAAAAAUGAACCCAAUUAGCGGCCAAGUCUUGCUGUUCCUCACACCACCAAACCUCAAAACACAAAACCUCAAUGUGCUUCUCCUGCCAAGCGACAUCGUUCUGGAAGAGGUGAGGAGAAAACAACCAGUCUCUGUGUACAUCCCAGCGCCUUCCCAAUGCGAACUCAUUGAAAAAAGAAAUUACACUGUUCACUGUCCGAUGGCCUGUAAAAUACAGCCUGAGAAAGCAAAGUUUAACCGGGAUGUUGGACCAAAUUACCGUUCAACGUUUGAGAUCCGCCUGCCUACAGACACAGAAGAAGUGACUAUAGCAGUUCGAGAUGAAACAGAUACAGAUGUCUGGAAGUACGAUGCUGACCUGACUGGUCUUAGCCCAGCAUGGACUCCCAGUGUCCCAGCAUGGACUCCCAGUGUCCCAGCAGAGAUUCUGAAUGUCCCAGCAUGGACUCAGGGUGUCUCAACAGGGAUUGCAAAUGUCCCAGCAUGGACUCAGGGUGUCUCAACAGGGAUUGCAAAUGUCCCAGCAUGGACUCAGGGUGUCCCAACAGGGAUUCCAAAUGUCCCAGCAUGGACUCAGGGUGUCUCAACAGGGAUUGCAAAUGUCCCAGCAUGGACUCAGGGUGUCCCAACAGGGAUUCCAAAUGUCCCAGCAUGGACUCAGGGUGUCUCAACAGGGAUUGCAAAUGUCCCAGCAUGGACUCAGGUGUCCCAACAGGGAUUGCAAAUGUCCCAGCAUGGACUCAGGGUGUCCCAACAGGGAUUGCAAAUGUCCCAGCAUGGACUCAGAGUGUCCAAGCAGAAAAGUACCUGGCGUCUGUUCGGACAGAUUUCAUCGACAGUGUGUCUGAACCUCUUCUACAUAAGCUGCUGGAUAAACUCCUGGCGCGCAAAGUGGUGAUUAAGGGUGAACUGGAGUUUGCUGGAACACAGAAGACCAGGGCAGACAAAGCUCGAGUGGUGAUCGAUACGGUGCUAAGAAAAGGACGAAAAGCCAGUGAAGCUCUGAUUGCUGCUCUCUGUGAGGAGGAUCAGUGUCUUUCAACAAAGCUGAAGUUAAUGUGAAGCAGAAACAGUGUAUAUCAGGGUGUUUCACAUCUUUAAUUCUUGAGUUUUACCUUUAAACUUUUUCUCUAUUGUUUAAGAACAUUUGGUAAAAACUUUAAAACUCUCCAAACAUGAAUCAGGGUUUUCUAUACUGUACUGGUUCACAUGAUAAAUUCAUUGUAAUGUGUAUUUUCACAGCACUAAUAACAUCAGUGCAACAACAGACUCAUGUCAUAGAAGGGGUUUAAUUUGGAUGUGGACCCUGUGUUCUCUGGCCUGGAAAGGAAAAUCUGUCCUGACUUGAGCCAUUGAAGAUUUGUAUAUUUUACAAAUGUAGCUCUACGGUUACUAAAUGUGUCUGUUCCUGGGAAUUUAAGAUCAACAAGUUACAGUUUGUCUGUUAUGUUGAGCGUGUUGUGGCCCCGUAGAGCUGAUCUUGUAAAGAAAGCUAUAGCUACAGCUAUAGGCCGGCUGGCGCUGACAUCUCACCUGAUGAAGACCCUGGAGCGGCUGGUCCAUCUUCGGCCCCUGGUAAGCCCAUCGAUGGACCCGCUUCAGUUUGCUUAUCAGCCUGGCAUUGGACUGGAUGACGCUGUCAUCAACCUAGCUGCAAAAGUCUCUGUCGACUCCGCCGUUGUCGGCCUCAUCACUGAUGGCGACGACAGGUAGUACAGAGAACUGACCCAGGUCUUUGUGGACUGGUGCCAGCAGAACCACCUCCAGAUCAACACUGGGAAAACCAAAGAGCUGGUGUUGGACUUCCACAGACGGAAACACACUCCUCCCACACCGGUGAACAUCCAUUUUGUAUCUUGUAUAUUUUGUAUUUAAUUGUACAUAUUAUAGUUUAUUUCAUUUUAUUCUAUUAUUUAUCUUCUUUUUUUGGUUCUUGUCAUUUGGCAAUCUGUUUGUCUUUCUUUGUAAUGUCCACUUUGCUGCUGUGACGUGGGAAAUUUCCUCCCUGGGAUUAAUAAAGGAAUAUCUUUUCUGAAACACUGAUAUGAACAUAAUAAAACUAUGACUGUGACUAUUAUAA